Molecule: messenger RNA, 1113 nt
Organism: Cavenderia fasciculata
Lineage: Eukaryota; Evosea; Eumycetozoa; Acytosteliales; Cavenderiaceae
Exons: 2
Coding region: 1-1113 (370 amino acids)
Biological process (GO): protein phosphorylation
Molecular function (GO): ATP binding; protein kinase activity
Source: RefSeq, a predicted model, not a curated record
AUGAAGCUGCUCAAGCCGGCCACCACCGCCGCUGCAGCCGCCGCGGGCAUGUCGUCGGGCGGCAGCUCAGCCAGCACGUCGGGCAACAUCUCGUCAUCGUCAUCACAUGAAAACAUUGCGCAGUUUAUCCAGGGCACCAAGAUCAUCGUCCCCUGUCUACUGCCAGCUGCCAAACCAUCACAUCUUGCAUCCAUGUGGGACACUUGGGGUGGCGAAGACAUGCACCAAGUCGGUCGUUACUACACCUUCCUCAACGCUCCCAAGAGUUGUUUUGACCGUCUCAUGGUUCGUUUCCUCUACACCAUGGAACCAAUCGUCUACUAUGGUUCGGGUAUUCUCUUCCGUAAACCUCAAAACAUGAAAGACUCGGUCAAGAGUAGCAAGCUGACAGCCAUCAACGAGUUUAGAAGAGAGGUUUGGCUCAUGUCAGAUCUCGUUCACCAAAAUAUUGUUCACAUGAAGGGAUACAGUUUGGACCCUUACUCGAUCGUCAUGGAGUAUAUGGAUCUCGGAUCAUUGUCAUCGUAUCUCCGUCAAAAGCGAGAGUUGGGCGAGACACUACCAUGGGAAAUUAUCCUCAAGAUUGCCAAAGACAUUGCCAAGGGCAUGGCCUUUUUACACAACAUUUCACCUCCACUUGUACAUAGAGACCUCAAGUCGCCAAACAUCUUGUUGGCCACCACUCCCACCGAACCAUUCAUCGUUGCCAAGAUAUCAGACUUUGGCCUCUCUAGAACGGUCGUCCAAAGUUUUGUUUCAAAGGUUGUCGACAAUCCAACGUGGCUCGCCCCCGAGGUGAUCAGCCAACGAGAAUACAACGAAAAGGGAGAUAUUUACAGUUUGGGUAUCAUCCUCUGGGAGUUGUACCACAUGCAGCUACCAUUUGAAGAGUUUGGCAUUAAAUUUAUGUCUACCCUCGAAGACAGUAUCAUCUCUGGUCUCCGUCCAACCAUCAACCCUCAAUGCAACGCAAUGUAUUCUUCAUUGAUUACAAAAUGUUGGAAUGAAAACCCUCAAUCCCGUCCUUCUUUCCCUACCAUUGUCAAGGCUUUAGAAGAAAUUCAUGAUAACAUCAAGAAAACUUCUUCUUCUUCUUCUUUACAAAAUAAAUAA